Oryza sativa Japonica Group (Japanese rice) is the source of this 1347-nucleotide messenger RNA. RefSeq lists its product as uncharacterized. Gene Ontology annotation, molecular function: structural constituent of ribosome. The record is from RefSeq and is a predicted model, not a curated record. Gene Ontology annotation, cellular component: ribosome. Gene Ontology annotation, biological process: translation. Lineage: Eukaryota; Viridiplantae; Streptophyta; Magnoliopsida; Poales; Poaceae.
CCACCACUUGAAAACCCUAUGCACUCCCUCCCACCCCCGGCCGCCGCCUCUCUCCCCAUCCUCCUCCUCCUCCGCCGCCGCCGCCGUCGGGAAGUACACCUGUGCUCUGGUUCCGGCGACACCGCGAGCGAGGAGAGGAGAGGUGGGGGUGAGGGAGUGAGGGUGAGGCCGGGGUUGGGCACCACCAGCAAGCCAGCCAGCCCCCCCGUCCCCUUAGAUCCGGGCCGGGCGUUCUCCGGCGAUCUCACGGCCAUGGCGUCCCGCCGCCUCUUCGCCUCCCUCCUCAGGUCCACCGCGGCGCCGCGCACCCCGUCCACGCCCGGGUGCCUCUUCAACCGCGCCGCCGCCGCCGCCUACUCCUCGUCCGCCCCCUACAACGGCCAGGGUUUUCCACUUCCUCAGUCUGAAACUGCUUCACGUCUGGGUUUGUUCUCCAGUCCCGGCGACACACGCCAACCUUCAUACGGAGACCGUCUAAUGCAGUCACAACAGCUGAGUCAAGACUACCGUGCUAGGACACAGGCCAAUAAUGCGCCACGUUUUGGUGACACAAUGUCCAGGAUAGCUGGUGGCGAGAACUCUUCCUACUUUGGGACCCCAUCACGCAUCUUUGACGAACACAAACAAUCUUUGGUGAAAGGAAAGAGAGAUUUUGUCCAUGUCUUGCUGAAGAGAAAUAAGACCUUUGUGACCGUGACAGACGUUAGGGGGAACAAAAAGACCGGGGCAUCCGCUGGUUGUUUGGAGGACAGGAAAGGGCGCUCUCGUCUUUCCAAAUAUGCUGCUGAAGCAACUGCAGAACAUGUCGGGCGUGCUGCCAGGAAGAUGGGUUUAAAAUCUGUGGUCAUGAAAGUGAAGGGAACUACAUUUUUCAAUAAGAAGAAGAAAGUGAUCCUGAGCUUUAGAGAAGGCUUUCGGGGUGAAAGAGUAAGGGAGCAAUCUCCUGUGGUGCUCAUCCACGAUGUGACCCAACUUCCACACAACGGAUGCCGACUCCCCAAACAACGCCGGGUUUAGGUCUCAGCGAGCUGGAAUCGAACCUGAGUUGAGAGGAGUCGAAGCAUUCAAGGUGAUCUGGAAGCUCUAUUUAAGCUGUGUGAUGUUGGUCUAGUUGACCUAAGACAGAUAUGUAUUGUUUCUCUUGGCUCUGCUACUUGAAUUGGUUUUGGCAUGACUUAUGUUACUCAGUUAGUUAAGUUAUCAUCAAUUUCGCCACUUCUUUUUAUCAAAUUGCAGAUAGGAACUGAAACCCCAACCGUUGUAUGGUAUGUUAUGACUUAUGAGGAACAUAUAUAUGGUUGAUUCUCCUUCAAUAAAUAGCAAAGCCCUCGCCCCUUUUUCUUGAAA